GGCUGAGAAGGAUGGUCUUGAGAAGCUACAAGAGCUGGCUGUGUCGCUUCCCAUCGCCCUCGUCAACUUGACCAAUUAUUCUGGGCUGAUCAGCAGCGGCAAAAACAUGACGCAUCUCGACAUCGCGUACCGCUUUGGCAACUAUUCAAAGGAUCUUGAGCUAUUAUAUGAUAAAACUGCCGGAUUCUAUGGUGCCUUGCAUGAGGUCAUGGGUGAGGAUGCCAACAAGUACUGCCCUCUAAAAGAUUGGACUCACAUAGAGCAGUGCAUCAGAAUUGCAAGUUGCCUCAUCGAGCCAGCGGUAGAGGCUGGUAAGCUUCCCAUUGCCUUCUUGGUGGCGAUCAUGGAGCAACUCGCCAGCUUUGACAUCAUUUGGAACAUGCUUACCGAAGCUUUGAUCAAGGAGUCAAACAUCAACCAGACAGCUCCCGGUCAAUUCCUGCCACCAAAAUACGUGUGCGACAUGUUCGAGAAGUUGGAUGCCACAAGCUUGGCUGUUCCGUCCAUGAUCCAGGAGAAUCAGGAGAAGAAGGAGAUGGACACCGCUGCGGUGCGUUCGGCCUUUUCAACGUCUGCAGCCUUGAACAAGGCCACCCGGGAGUCUCAUCAAAUUCUGAGUUCUUUGACAUCCUCAGACAAUGUGUCGUAUUCGGUUGUGAAGCGCUGGGCAAAAACUUGGUAUCCUGUAUGUGUGAGGAUGAAGUGUGACCACACGAACUACUGGGAUAUUGUUUUAGCCAGCUACAAGCAGACCCUGCUCUUCAUGAAAAGUGGAGCGCUCUCUCAUUUGAAGGCUGAGAUUAUCAACCGGGCUACUUUGCAACGGCGCUUCCAAAGUCAUCUCUCAGAACAUCCAGUGCUGGUGCAACUUUGGCGCCGCGAGGCGCAAGCUUCCUCUCUGGAGGCUGCGCAUGCGUAUGGCCUUGCUGGCAACAAGGCUGUGAAACGAGUUCUGAAAAAGUUUCUUGAAUCACCAGGCGGACUCCCGAAGAUGAUGAAGCUUGUCGACCGCGUGGAGUUUGAGAAAUGGCAGCGAACCAAAGCUGAAGCUGAUGCUGAAGCUCAUGGAGAAGCUACACCGUUGCGCCAGGUGUCCAACCAGUCUGCACAUCUCGCACUGUUGAGCACACGAAGUGAAGGGGUCUGGGAUUUCUUUGUGAACAUGGUCAAAUGUUUCGGGAAGUGGUCGCUGUGGUAUACUCAGGGCUACUACAAAAAUUUGGGCUCCUAUGGCUCGGUCUCCUUUGGCAUGAUCACUGGCACUACCGGCGCCUUCGAAAGCUUGGUCAAGGAGCUGGUGCCUCCUCAAGCUUUCGUCUCGGUUUGGGCUGCUAUUGGCGUUGGCUUGACUAUAUCAGGUGGUAAGCUUCCGAGUGUUUGGGUUGGGCUCAGUGCCUCCCUUUCUGCGAGCCUUGGCUGCGCGAACAACAACUAUGCGGUCCAAGUCGCGAUCAGCGUUGGAACGAUGGCAGCAGGUGUUAUGCCGCUUCCAAGUCAUCCAAUGUGCCCAAUGGGUGGAUGGUGGCAUGGCAUCCAAUGCUUCCACGCCAUAGGCGGAACUUUCACGCUUCUUUGCUGCAAAUUUGAUUUGGCCAGCGGAAAUAACAACUGCCGGUAGGCGGCGAGCUAGCGAGGAAAGACUGUGUUGCAGGACCGUCCGUCCAAAGGCAUUCCGAGCAG
Molecule: messenger RNA, 1680 nt
Organism: Cladocopium goreaui
Lineage: Eukaryota; Dinophyceae; Suessiales; Symbiodiniaceae
Source: the annotation of a GenBank genome assembly